ACUUAAUAUCACAAUUUUCCCAUCCAAAAACUUGCUGGUUGACGUAGAGAAACAUGUUCGCUUGACCGCUCUGUGUUAAAACUUCACAAAGAAACACCGGCUGUGUUUCGGUUGCUAAAGGCAGCUGCAAUCCACCGCUUUCCACCAACAGCAUUGUUCUUUAUAGUCUCCAUUAUUAAUUGAACAAAUUGCAAAAGAUUCAGCAAUACAGAUGUCCAAAUUACUGUGUAAUUAUGCGAUGAAAAGAGACGACUUUUAGCCGUAAGUGGUGCUGGGCUAAUAUGUCCGCUACAACCCAAGACGUCACAAACGCGUUAUCAUACAGGUCAUCAUUCCGCGACGUUUUCAACAGGAAACUCCGCGGGAAAUUUAAAAUUGCAAUUUAGUAAACUAAAAAGGCCGUAUUGGCAUGUGUUGCAAUGUUAAUAUUUCAUCAUUGAUGUAUAAACUAUCAGACUGCGUGGUCGGUAGUAGUGGGUUUCAGUAAGCCUUUAAUGAACAAUGCUGGCAGUCUUGUUGCUAAAUAUUAGUAAGCGAAAUAUAUUGGUGUAAAUUCAUUAAUUAAAGCAAAUGUAUUAAUUAUUGACCAGAACAUUCAAUUUAUUAAAACAAUUAUUAAAUAAAUGUAUUUACACAGACAUGAAAAGAAAGACAUGAUUUGUCAAAAUGCACAGUAAUGUUGUAAGUAAAAAAAAACAAGAUAUUACUACAAACCCCGUUUCCAUGAGUUGGGAAAUUGUGUUAGACAUAAAUAUAAACGGAAUACAAUGAUUUGACAGUGACACGGACACAGAGAAGGCUCAAACAGACCACCUUGACUGGGGAGGCAUGGGAAGUGAAGUGCAAUUGCGGAAAGAUCUGCAAAGGUGCAAGAGGGCUCAAAAUACACCAGAGCAAAGCCAAGGACAAGGCCAAGUGUGGACAGGGACGGACACAGGCACACCGCUCAGACGAACAGUCUGGUGAGACGCAGGAGAACCCUAGGCAGGAAGCAAACCAUAGUCCUAGAGAUCUCUCAGUGCUUGCAAUCCCCCAAAACCCCACAAGGACAACCUCAAAUGCCAUCCCAGAAAGCCCACCCCAGCCAACGAAGGAAAGAAUCAAGUGGCCUAAGAUGAGUGAGACCAAGGAGUGGUCCAUGCUCGAUGAAGAUCUGGAAAGGGUGCUUGAAAUGGUUCAAGCAGGUUCAGUAGAAAGGAAGGUGGAUUCACUCACAGCCAUCACCUACAACUUGGGAAAAGAGCGGUUUGGAACAGUGCCAAGGAGAGAGAACAAAGACAGACCAGAAAAGCAGGAAAACAGAAGAGAAAGAAAGAUCAAACAAAUUCGGAAGGAGAUUAAAACCCUGAGAAAGCAAUUCAAAUUGGCAAGCAUGGAAGAAAAGGAAGGUAUAAAAGAACUGACAGCCAGCCUCCGCGAGCAGCUCAUCAGGCUGAGAAGGGCUGAAGGGCAAAGGCAAAGGCGGAAAAGGCAGGAAGCUGCACGAGCCCAGUUCAUAAAAGACCCCUAUCGCUUCACCAAGUCACUUUUGGGAGAGACGAGGUCAGGGACUCUAACAAGUUCUAAGGAGGAGGUGGAGGAGUUUGUUGAAGAGACAUUCAGUGACCCUUCAAGAAACAAUGCCCUACCAGGAAAUCUCGGGCUUGGUACCAUCAGUCCACCAACAUCCUCCCUCAGCACAGAAUAUCCAUCAUGGAGAGAGGUUCAAGAGGUUGUCAAGCACGCAAGAUCAGCUUCUGCCCCAGGUCCCAGCGGUAUACCCUACAAAGUAUACAAGAAAUGCCCUAAGCUCCUACACAGGCUGUGGAAGCUUAUGCGGGUUAUAUGGGCCAAAGGAACCGUACCAACAAGCUGGAGAAGGGCAGAAGGGUGCUUUGUGCCGAAAGAACGGGGAUCCACAAAGAUCAGCCAGUUCCGAACCAUUUCCUUGCUAAGUGUGGAGGGGAAAAUCUUCUUUUCAGUGCUGGCCAAAAUAAUGAGCUCCUUUAUGACCCGGAAUGGAUAUAUUAACACCUCUAUCCAGAAGGGCGGUAUCGAAGGGUUCUCCGGGUGCCUGGAGCAUACAGGGCUCCUCAGCCAACUUAUCCAAGAAGCAAAGGAGAAGAAAGGCAACCUAACAGUAGUCUGGCUUGAUUUUGCUAAUGCAUAUGGGUCAAUUCCCCAUAACGUGAUCCAAGUGGCUAUGGACCAUUACCACAUCCCACAUCACAUCCAGGGGAUGAUCACCAGCUACCUGGGAGACAUCAAGCUACGAUUCCAAGCAGCCAUGUUCACAACUAAAUGGCAGCCAGUGGAGAAGGGAAUAGUGACAGGGUGCACCAUCUCUCCCAUCUUGUUUGUCAUGGGAAUGAACCUGAUCAUCUCUGCAGCGAUCAUAAAGUCAAGAGGACCAAAGACUGCAGCAGGAAGUCAACAACCAGCAAUCAGGGCAUUCAUGGAUGAUCUUACCGUGAUAACACCAACUCACGUGCAGGCGAGAUGGGUCCUGGCGGAACUGGAUCGUAUGGCUACUUGGGCAAAGAUGAUCUUCAAGCCCAAGAAAUCAAGGUGUCUGGUGAUCCAAAAGGGAAAAACAACGGGAAAGUUCAAGUUGCUUGUUCAGGGGGAAGCAAUCCCAAACAUCCAAGGGAACCCUAUUAAAUGCCUUGGAAAGUGGUAUGAUGAUUCCAUGACGGAUAAAAACAGCAUCUCCAGCACCGAAAAUCAGGUUGAAGAAUGGUUGAAAAGGAUUGACAAGUCUGGUCUGCCUGGGAAAUACAAGUGCUGGAUCUACCAGCACGGCUUACUCCAAAGACUUAUGUGGCUUCUCACCGUGUACGAAGUGGCGAUAACAACAGUUGAAGGGUUGGAGAGGAAGCUCAACAAGCACCUUCGGAAAUGGUUGGGGAUACCCCCGAGCUUUACAUCUACGGGGCUCUACAUAAGGUCGGGCCAGCUCCAGCUCCCCCUGUCUUCAGUUCUGGAGGAGUUUAAAGUCGCAAAAUGCAGACUUUCCCUGACGUAUAGGGACUCCCAAGAUCGGCUGAUCAGGGAAGCUGGAAUAAGAACAAGAUCUGGCAGGAAGUGGGCCGCUAGCACUGCUAUUGCCCAGGCAGAAUCAUCUCUCAGGACCAAAGAUACCAUCGGAAGCCUCUGCACUGGAAGACAGGGUCUAGGAACAUCACAUUUCCAGCAGUGGUCCAAGUCCACUCCCAGGGAAAGGAGGACCUUGAUUCAGGAUGAAGUCCGAAACCUUGAGGAAGAAGGAAGGAGAGCUAAAGCCAUCGAGCUCGCAACCCAAGGUGCCUGGACAAGGUGGAACCUUCCCAAGAGGAACGUGACGUGGAGUGAACUGUGGAGGCUGGAGCCGUUUCGUAUCUCAUUCCUGCUUCGAGCAGUAUAUGACACCCUGCCGACCCCAGUCAACUUGCAUAGGUGGGGAAUGAGGGAGGACCCGCUGUGCAGGUUGUGUGGCGGUAAAGGAACUAUGGCGCACAUUCUGUCUGGGUGCAAAACAGCAUUGACCCAGGGAAGAUACAGGUGGCGCCAUGACAAGGUGUUGGCAAUGCUCGCAGACAUCUUGGAGCAAGAGAGGAGAAAGAAACAUCCAGCCAAAACAAAACCAUUGCUGAGCACCAUCACCUUCGUGAAAGAGGGUCAUAGACCAGUUGUCCAAGGCCAAGCCAACCAAAACCUCUUGCAGUUGGCCCAGGGAUGGGAGAUGGAGGUCGACCUGGGGCGGAAGCUCCUCUUCCCAGAGGCAGUACUGUCCACCACUCUGAGACCAGACAUAGUCUUGUGGUCCCCAGAGGGAAAGAAAAUCAUCAUGGUGGAGCUUACUGUCCCAUGGGAGGAGGGAUGUGAGGAAGCGGCAGAGAGGAAGGAAACAAAGUACCAACAACUUGUCCAGGACUGCCGGGACAAGGGGUGGACAGCAUGGCUGAUGACAGUGGAAGUUGGUUGUCGAGGAUUCCCUGCGCAAUCUGUGUGGAAUAUGAUGACAAAGGUUGGAUUGAGAGGUCACUUGAGAAAAACAGCCGUUCGUAGGCUGGGAGAAGCGGCGGAGAGAGCCUCCUGUUGGCUCUGGCAUAAAAGAGAGGACAAUAGCUGGAAGCCUGGAUGAGAGGAGCAGUGAUCUGGCCAAUCACUGCUGACCCACCAACCGGAGAGUGUUGUGGUUAAGGGUCGAAACACUCUGUGAACGUUGGGGACCACCUGAUGACCUCUUGUCCAGGCCAAAGCUUUAUCCAUUAGAAAUGGAUUAUAAUAGCAUCUUUGAUGUAUUUGCAAACUGCAAAUCCUUUUCAACCCAUAUUCAGUUGAAUAUGCUACAAACACACUAUGCUACUUUUUCCAAAUAAUCAUUAACUUUGGAAUUUGAUGCCACAACACGUGGCUUUAAAGAAGUUGGGAAAGGUGGCAAUAAAUACUGAUAAAGUUGAGGAAUGCUCAUCAAACACUUAUUUGGAACAUUCCACAGAUUUGCAGGCUAAUUGGGAACAGGUGGGUGCCAUGAUUGGGUAUAAAAGCAGCUUCCGUGAAAUGCUAAGUAAUUCACAAACAAGGAUCGGGCAGGCGUCAGCAAUUUGUAAGCAAAUUGUCGAAUAGUUUUAGAACAACAUUUCUCAACGAGCUAUUGCAAGGAAUUUAGGGAUUUUAGGGAAGUUUUGUUGUACUUGUUGCAAUGACAAUAAAGACCUACCUACCAAACUACCUAACAUCUACGGUCCAUAAAAUCAUCAAAAGGUUCAGAAAAUCUGGAGAAAUUUCUGCACGUAAGCGAUGAUAUUGCAGACGUUUGAUCCCUCAGGCGGUACUGCAUCAAAAACCGACAAUGUGUAAAGUAUAUCACCACAUAGGCUCAGGAACACGUCAUAAAACCACUGUCAGCAACUACAGUUGGUCGCUAUAUCUGUAAGUGCAAGUUAAAACUCACUAUUCAAAGCGAAAGCCAUUUAUCAACAACACCCAGGAACACCGCCAGCUUCGCUGGGCCCGAGCUCAUCUAAGAUGGACUGAUGCAAAGUGGAAAAGUGUUCUGUGAUCUGACAAGUCCACAUUUCAAAUUAUAUUUGGAAACUGUGGACGUGGUGUCCUUCGGAACAAAGAGGAAAAUAACCAUCCGGAUUGUUAUAGGCGCAAAGUUCAAAAGCCAGCAUCUGUGAUGGUAUGGGUGUGCAUUAGUGCCCAAGACAUGGGUAACUUACACAUCUGUGAAGGCACCAUUAAUACUGAAUGGUCCAUACAGGUUUUGGAGCAACAUAUGUUGUCAUCCAAGCAACGUUAUCAUGGACGCCCCUGCUUAUUUCAGCAAAACAAUGCCAAGCCACGUGUUACAACAGCGUGACUUUGUAGUAAAAUAGUGCGUGUACUUUCCUGGCCCGCCUGCAGUCCAGGCAGGUCUCCCAUCGAAAAUGUGUGGCGCAUUAUGAAGCGUAAAAUACGACAACAAGACCCCAGACUGUUGAACAACUUAAGCUGUACAUCAAACAAGAAAGGUAAAGAAUUCCACUUUCAAAGCUUCAACAAUUAGUUUCCUCAGUUCCCGAUUGUUUAUCGAGUGUUGUUAAAAGAAAAUGUGAUGUAACACAGUGGUGAACAUGCCCUUUCCUAACUACUUUGGCACGUGUUGCAGCCAUGAAAUUCUAAGUUAAUUAUUAUUUGAAAAAAAAUAACGUUUGUGUUUGAACAUCAAAUAUGUUGAAAAGGAUUUGCAAAUCAUUGUAUUCCGUUUUUAGUUACAUCUAACACAAUUUCUUAACUCAUAUGGAAACGGGGUUUGUACAUUAUUGCAGUCAGUUGUGUUUUUUUCAGCGCAGAAAUCUCUUUUUGGCAGCACUGUCAUCUUUGAAUGUUCUUGCACCAACGAUUCAUCAGCCGUAAGCGUAUUUGUCUGCUGCAGCACCUUUGUCGUUGGGAGUCAUCUGUCCGCUCAGCUUCAUUAAAAGCUUCACAAUGAGGCCAGCCUGUCAGGAAAUACAAUAAGAAACGUCAGUCUAAAUAAGUGUUUUAAUACUUAAUUAUUAGUGCAUCCGGAAAAUAUUCACAGCGCUUUACUUUUUCCACAUUUUAUGUUACAGCCUUAUUCCAAAAUAUAAUAAGUUCAAUUUUGUCUUCAAAAUUCAACACACAAUAGCCUAAAAUAAUGACAUAAAAAAUAUUCAUUUUCUAAUUUUGCGACGUAAUUAAAUAGAAGAAACUAAGAAAUCUCAUGGACGAAAGUAUUCACAGUCUUUGUCAUGAAAGUUAAAAGUGAGCUCAGAGGUAUCCUGUUUCAACGGAUCAUCCUUGAGAUGUUCCUAAUGAUUAAGUGGAGUCCACCUGGGAUAAAUGAUGGUUUGGAAAGGCGCACAUCUGUCUAUAUACAGUACAGGGCGGCAUAGCUCGGUUGGUAGAGUGGCCGUGCCAGCAAUUUGAGGGUUGCAGGUUCGAUUCCUGCUCCCGCCAUCCUAGUCAUUGCCAUUGUGUCCAUGGGCAAGACACUUUACCCACCUGCUCCCAGUGACACCCACACUGGUUCAAAUGUAACUUAGAUAUUGGGUUUGACUAUGUAAAGUGCUUUGAGUCACUAGAUAAAAGCGCUAUAUAAAUAUAAUUCACUUCACACUUAGUUUCACUACAAAAAGUUCCCAAACUUGACAAAGCAUGGCAGAGCACAAACCAAGCAUAAAGUCAAAGAAAUUGGUUGUAGACUUUUGACACAGGAUUGUCUCCAGGUAAAAAUCUGGGGAAGGGUAGAGAAAAAUAUUUGCUGCCUUGAAGAUCCCGAUGAGCACAGUGGCCUCCGUCAUCCAUAAAUGGAAGAAGUUUGGAAUCACCAGGACUCUUCCUAACGCUGGCCUACAGUCUAAACUGAGAAGGGCCCUAGUCAGGUUAAGUGACCAAGAAACCAAUGGUCGCUCUGUCAGAGCUACAGCGUUUCUCUGUGGAGAGAGGAGAACCUUCCAGAAGGACAAUCAUCUCAUCAUGCCAAAAUGCACUUAAAAAAAACUCAGACAGUGAAAAACGUGAAUGCCAGGUGUUAUGUUUAGAAGAAACAAAGCACGGCUCAUCACCAGGCCAAUACAAUUCCUACAUUGAAGCCUGGUGGGGAUGCUUUUCAGAAGCAGGAAUUCCAUCCAUCCAUCCAUCUUCUUCUGCUUAUCCGAGGUUGGGUCACGGGGGCAGCAGCCUAAGCAGGGAAGCCCAGACUUACCUCUCCCCAGCCACUUCGUCCAGCUCUUCCUGGGGGAUAACGAGGCUAUCCCAGGCCAGCUGAGAGACAUAGUCUUCCCCAACGUGUCCUGGGUCUUUCCCGUGGCCUCCUACCGGUCGAAUGUGCCCUAAACACUUCCCUAGGGAGGCGUUUGGGUGGCAUCCUGACCAGAUGCCCGGACCACCUCAUCUGGCUCCUCUUGAUGUGGAGGAGCAGCAGCAGCUUUACUUUGAGCUCCUACCGGAUGGCAGAGCUUCUCACCCUAUCUCUAAGGGAGAGCCCCGCCACCCGGCGGAGGAAUCUCAUUUCGGCCACUUGUACCCGUGAUCUUGUCCUUUCGGUCAUAACCGAAAGCUCAUGACCAUAGGUGAGGAUGGGAACGUAGAUCGACCGGUAAAUUGAGAGCUUUGCCUUCCGGCUCAGCUCCUUCUUCACCACAACGGAUUGAUACAGCGUCCGCAUUACUGAAGACACUGCACCGAUUCGCCUGUCGAUCUCACAAUCCACUCUUCCAUCACUGUUGAACAAGACUCCGAGAUACUUGAACUCCUCCACUUGGGGCAGGGUCCCCUUCCCAACCCGGAGAUGGCACUCCACCCUUUUCCGGGAGAGAACCAUGGACUCGGACUUGGAGUGCUGAUUCUCAUCCCAGUCGCUUCACGAACCGAUCCAGUGAGAGCUGAGGAUCCUGGCCAGAUGAAGCCAUAAGGACUACAUCAUCUGCAAAAAGCAGAGACCUAAUCCUGCAGCCACCAAACCGGAUCAACUCAACGCACUGCCUGCACCUAGAAAUUCUGUCCAUAAAAGUUAUGAACAGAAUCGGUGACAAAAGGCAGCCCUGGUGUAGUCCAACCCUCACUGGAAACGUGUCCGACUUACUGCCGGCAAUGCGGACCAAGCUCUGACACUGAUCGUACAGGGAGCUGACCGUCACAAUCACACAGUUCGAUACCCCAUACUCUUUGAGCACUCCCCACAGGACUUCCCGAGGGACACGGUCGAAUACUUUCUCCAAGUCAGGACCCGUCCCCCCCACCCGAAGGUGGAAGGAAGCUACCCUCUCGUCCACCGGGUUGAACUCCAACGUGCAGGCUUUGUAAUUGCUGCCAAAAGGUGCAUCAGCCAUGUGUAGAGUAAAAGGUGUGAAUACUUAUUUCUUAGUUUCUUAUUUUCGAUAAAUUUCAAAAAGUUCUUAAAAUGUUUCACAUUGGAAUGUCAUACUUUCUGAGUGCACUGUAAUUUGGUGUUGAACAGAACCGGAGAGAGGAUGUUAUAGAGACUGUUACCUGUUUUGUGUGCACGAUGAAAUUCAUUUUGUUCUCACCGCUGUGUAUUUGGAAAUACUGGUCGGCCUGUCCCAGUUGCCACAUGAAUGUGCCGUACUCUAAACUGAUGAGAAGCGCCUGUGGGUUCAUGGACGAAACAAUAUUGACCACCCCAAAUAAAAAGUCCAAACUAACAACCUCAAUUGAGAUGACAAGACACCUUGGUCUCCAUAUUCAUGAGGUGCAGGCCCUUUGUGUUGACGCCGACAUAGACGCGGAUGACUUUGUGGUUGCUGGCGCUGGCCUUGGUGUACACCUGACCUGUGAAGAAAGCUGCUCCGUAGGUGGGGAUGUCCCAGCAGUUCUGCAGGAAGAGUCGCUGCAGGUGGUGCAUCUCCUUGCUCACGCCCUCGCUGGUACUCAGUGCCUGGACAACAGAUAGAUUAAGGCUCAGAGCUUAAAAAAGAGGUCUUCUGAUGAAAACCUACUUUGUACUCAUGGAGAAUCCUGUUGGUCCAGUGGUACGCUUUGCUUUUCACCUUUAAUAUCGGCACAAUGGACUUCAGGUUUUCCUCACUGUUAGGAAACGGCACUUUACUAAAAAGCAGUGCUACUGUGACAGCAACAAUUGUACAAAUGGAGUUUCCGUACUUGAGGAAGCCCUGCUUAUGUUUCUUGCUCUCGUAGUUGCCAUAGAUGAUCUGCAGCAGGAAGCUAGCCAGCGUGAUCAGUUUGCUGUCCGGCGCCGGAAAGAAGCCCUUCAGGAGUGAGUGGCGAGCCUCGUCGAAGAGUAUGAGGAUGGCCAGCGGAUCCUCCACCUGGGACAGGAAGAAUGACAGGGCCCCUUCCUGCUCCAUCACUGUUAAGGAUAAGUGACUGUUCGCUGUUGCAAAAAAGCUAAGUAUCGUUCUGUGUGCUUCUAAUUCUUUUACAGCUUUCUUUACUCCUUCCCAAACAUACUUAGUAGGCUUAUUUAACUUGCAAAUCACCUGAUCUUUGUGUCACCGCCCCGCUCUCAGCUAGCUAGCUGCUAAGCUAACGAAGCUAGUGCAGAGAAGGCGGCGUCGGUAUGAAGGAAUCUGCUCCCUGCUCUUCGUGCACCAUUCUCAUGGAUAGGUUGGCUCUGCAAGAGGGCCGUGUCUGCCAGUUAGAGCAGAGUAAUCUUGUAACUUUAGAUGUUGCGGACACAUCUGUUAGCGUUAGCUCUAGCAAGCUAACCAGCCCAGCUUAUAGCAGCCCUAAGCGGCCUGUAAGCAACAGUGAACCAGUUGAGACGCAUAAUAGAUUAAGCCCUUUAGCUAGUCCUACACCCCAAUCAACUAGGCACCACACUUUAGUCAUAGGGAACUCCAUUACCCGAAACAUAAAGCUUAGCAAACCAGCCACAAUUAAGUGUAUUCCCGGGGCCACAGCACCUGAUAUUGAAGUUAAUCUUAGGGAGCUAACUCGCAAUAGGCCAGGUAAACACGUACAACAAGCUAAUUUCUUCAAACUUAUGAUUAAAAUUCAAAAAAAUUAUUCUGGCAAAUCUAGAAAAUCUAUAGAAUCAAAUUUAAAUCUUAUUUCAAAAGUGGUUUUUAACCUAUAUAAAACAUGUAAUCAAAAUUCUAAAAUUAUUCUUAUUCAAGAAAAAUUACUAAUGAUGUUCCAUAAAUUAUUUUUUUGAUUUUUUUCAAAAACAUUCGAAUCAGCCAGUUUUUUUCCUAAUUUUUUUUCGGUUGAAUUUUGAAUUUUAAAGAGUCGAAAUUGAAGAUAAUCUAUGUUUCAAGAUUUUAUUUUAUUUUUUUUUUCGGGUUUUCUCCUCUUAAACCGUUCAAUCAAGUGUUUUUUUCAUAAUUUAUUCUCUACAAAAAAGCUUCCGUAAAAGAAAUGAAAAAAUGUACGACGGAAUGACAGACAGAAACACCCAUUUUUUAUAUAUAUAUACCUACACACAGUAUAUAUAUAGAUUUGUUUAUUAAAGGUAAAUUUAGCAAAUUGGCUAUUUCUGGCAAUUUAUUUAGGUGUGUAUCAAACUGGUAGCCCUUCGCAUUAAUCAGUACCCAAGAAGUAGCUCUUGGUUUCAAAAAGGUUGGGACCCCUGUCCUACGGUGUGUAAAUGGGAUAAAACAAACAUGUUUACUUGACCCACUUCCUGGGAAACUUAUCAAGGAACUGUUUGUAAUAUUAGGACCAUCCAUCCAUCCAUCUUCUAUCGCUUUUCCCUUUUGGGGUUGCGGGGGGUGCGGGACCAUCAGUGCUAAAUAUUAUUAACUUAUCACUUUCCUCUGGCACUGUUCCCCUAGCAUUUAAAAAAUAAGUUAUAUAUCCUCUGCUCAAAAGACCUAACCUCAAUCCUGACAUCAUGAUAAACUACCACCUUCCGUUUAUUUCGAAAAUCCUCCAAAAAAUUGUUGCACAACAACUAAAUGAACACCUAGCAUCUAACAAUCUCUGUGAACCCUUUCAAUCCGGUUUCAGGGCAAAUCACUAAAUGGUGACAGCCCUCGCAAAAAUGACUAAUGAUCUAUUGUUAACUAUGGAUGCUGAUGCGUCAUCCAUGUUGCUGCUUCUUGAUCUUAGCGCUGAUUUCGAUACCGUCGAUCAUAAUAUUUUAUUUGAGCAUAUGGGGACGUCUCUGCGCUGCUGACCUGUGUCCACUUAAGGUGAUGCUGGCCCCACUAUGGACUGGACUCUCACACUAUUAUGUUACUGUACAUUCAAUCAAUCAAUCAAUGUUUAUUUAUAUAGCCCCAAAUCACAAAUGUCUCAAAGGACUGUACAAACCAUUGAGUUUUUUCUUGCCCUGAUGUGGGAUCUGAGCAGAGGAUAUUGGUGUGGCUUGUGCAGCCCUUUGAAACACUGAUUUGAUUUAGGGCUAUACAAGUAAACUUUGAUUGAUUCAAGGAUAAUCGCAGCAAAUUUUCGUCGACAUAGUCACUGUUUGCUGCGGCGAGCAGAACUGGUCUUAUCUUAACAUAAUGGUUUUAUCCAAGGUGGGAGAAAUGUUUGAGAAUUUAGUUUGAAUUAAAUAACUGUUAAUUGGGUCCAAAACAUGCAUUUAAUUGAAUACUGAAUCAAAUUCUGCUAAGACCACUUAUUUAGCCAGGGAUGGAUGCCCCUCCCCUGCAAACAGUUGUUCAAAAAUGUCUUGCUAAGAUGAAGAAUGAAGAGUCAUGAGAUAAUUAUUUUAAAUGCAAAUAGGGAUGGGUACUGUUCAAAUUUGAACUGAUAGUAAAUGAGAAUCGAUACCGGUACUCAACAGUUCCAAAUGUUGGUGUUUUUGUGUGUGUCAAAAUAUAUUGUUUUUGAUGAUAAAAUCACAUUUUUAUUGCAAACAUUCAAAAAUGAGCCUAUUAUGAUAACUGCUGUCCAGUUGUUAUUUCUUGUUUAAUUUUGACAGAAAAUGGAUGGAUCUCUGAGUCUCCGUUACAGUUGCAAGUCCAAGACGUUAGAUGGCAGUCAUCAAUUCUUAAUGAUGUGUUGGCCAAUCAGUUCAGUCUUGCUGGAUCUAAUUUUGGUUGCUUCCUAAAAAGUGUUAAAAACUGUAAGUAUUAAGUUAUUAUUACGCACAACCUGUUUGAAUGUAGCCAGCAUCUUAUUUGUAGUUUUCGUUAACAAAUUUGGAGGUAUAAAAAUCGCCAUUUAAAAUCACUAAUGCUCACCAAUAAAUUGUCGAUAGCAAAGCCAAUGGGUAUUAGCGUUAAGCUGUCACAUUUUUAGAAAAGUUGCGCCUUAUCUUACUUGCGUUGGAGUGCUUUUUGUCACUUUUUUUGUUAGCAUUUCUUAUCAUUACCUUGAGGUGUUUUGGCUGAGUCUGCUCUCAGUGCUGCUAAAGUGAUCGCCGAGUGCCAAAGCGCGAAGAUCAACCGGCCGUGACGUCACGCGCAACCAAGGUACUAGAACAUAACACCGUUGGAUUUAGUGGAGCGGAGGGGCUCAGCGGGUAGAGUGGCCACCCAGAAACUUGAGAGUUCCUGGUUUCAUUCCAGCUUCUGCCAUCUUAUCACUGCCGUUGUGUCCUUGAACAGGACACUUCACCCACCUUGCUCCCAGUGCCACCUUUACGUGAAUCGGUGCAAGAGGCAGGCGAACAUCCCGCCGGAGGAAGAGUUGGGGCGUCUCUCUCUGAGGGUCCAGCACCGUCAGAUCCGUCACUAUCUCAGUCCAGAUGCGCAGGUGCUGCAGGGGCUUGUGAUACGGCUUCAACUGCAGAUCCAGAUGGUGAAGUACUGCUGAGUGUCCUGGGAAAGACGCAUGCCCUCCAUGAUCUGCUGCACCGUGGUGUUAUUGCCGUGCUUCAGCUCCACGGAGCGAUACGAGCCGUCCAUGCGGUAGAUGCGCACCUUCUCGUACUGUACGGUCCAAACCAAAAAUACUUUCAACUUUCCAGUGAACCUACUACAGGAAGCGCCUUGCUGUGGUGGGUUACAAACUCCAGUGUUACUCACAGGUUUGCUGCUGGCCUGCUGCAAAAGCUUCACCGUCUCCUCCCAUUCGUUCUGUUUGUUCUCCUGGCACACUUGCAUUGGCGAUCGCUUCUGCUGGUCUUCAAUGUGCUAAUUCAAUAUAACGAGAGGUUACAUAAGUUACAACUUAAUGUACACUACCUUGAUUAGAAUUUAUCCUCACUAUUUGGACAUACAAAAAAAACCCAAAGCUCUUAUUAAGAUGGACAGUUGGGAAUACCAUCAGCAAAAACAUGGCAGGUAACUCCUAAUUAGGGUUUUCAUGAUACCAACAUUUCUGUAGUCGAUAUCGAUACUUACAAACUCUCCCGAACUUAGAUACAAUAAAGAAAAAUACUGAAGUCAUGUACUUUUAAAUUCACUUCUUAGUUAAAACUAGGGAUGAUGUUCGAAAACCAGUUCUCCAAUUGUUGGAUAGGAAAAGAACCAAUUCCAUGGAUUCAAAUCCCGUUUCGAGAAACGGUUCAUGUUAUCAAAGAUUUGGUUCUUUAUUUGAAUCCGGUGUCAAGAGGAAAUGACGCAGCUCAGUCAUUCGGCGGCAGAUACAGAAGCAGCAACAACAAUGGACCUGAAAAAACGCUCCUAGGCAUGGCUUCACUUUAGUAAGAAAUACGACGAGAAAAUGCCUAUCUGCAAUUAUUGCCAGGCUUCGCUUUCCUGUAAAGGGAGCAGUACAACAAACAUGUUAAAACAUGUUCAGGCCGUACAUAACCUGAAGGUUAGAGAAACGUGUUGUCUUCGACACAUGGAGAAGCAGUGACAGAUGACGAAGCACGCCCCUCUUCCUCUGCUUCAACCGGCAGUCCCACUGAUAAUGCCGGUGAGUAACUAAUGUUAACGGCUGCCGGUUCAUUUCCAUAUAUGCUCACUUGUAGCCUUCAGGUUAAAAAAACGUUACCUCUUAUUACAACCAGGACUGCAAUAAUGUUAGCUAGACUAACUUCAGUGGCUAACGGUAACGUUAGCCUUUUUGUUUUUUGUCUGAUAACAUAAACAGUAUCUUGUAGCCUACACCACUUCAGAGUUUGCAGGUCUGUCUAAUAAACUAGUGCUUGCAAGAUGUGAAUUAAGAUAAUGUUAAUGUUAUCUUAUUUGAGAUGAUUACAUUCAUGACAGCCAGAGUGACAAGGGCAGUGUUUGCUCUGUUUAUUUUAUUAUUUUUUUAAAUAAAAUAAAAUGUGAGCUUUUGUUAAACCAAGUAUUGUGUUUUUUUUUCAUAUAUAACAACCGAUCUGGAUUUGAUAAGGAAUCGGUUCGAUAAGAGGAUUCGAUAAUGGCAUCGAAAUCGAUAAUUUCUUAAACAUAAUCCCUUUAAAACGGUUUCAAGGUGACAAGAGUUUAAGAUCACUGUGCUUUUUGCACAGAAUUCAAAUUGCACUAUCAGCUGCCAAGAGGUUACAAUACAUUAAAAAAGAACAGUGGCUUAUAGCCUCACACUGUUGCAAAAUAAACAAUACUGUGCUUAUAAAUAUGAUCAUAAAUAAGUCAACUAUUUUACAUUCUAAAAAGAACAGCCUUGGCCUGGAGCUUUCAAGUAUAUUAAACAAAACAUACUGUUCUUAACAUUCUUUCAUUAUAGCGGUAGUGUGACGUCAUUAUGUAAUUUGUAAUGAAAUAAGUUAAUUAAAAGGUUAACAUAUUCAUAGACAAACGUGUUUAUUCGUUAUGACUAUCAACAGUUCUGUCUUUUUUCAUUACGCCUUUCAUUUUAGCUCUAUUUUUCCUUUUGUUUUUUUUAUUUAUACAAUGUGCGACUGGCUCAUUAAAAAAAGAUCCUGCUUUCCUGGUUAAAUAAAUAAAGCAGUGUCUCUAA
Molecule: messenger RNA, 14700 nt
Organism: Nerophis ophidion (straightnose pipefish)
Lineage: Eukaryota; Metazoa; Chordata; Actinopteri; Syngnathiformes; Syngnathidae
Exons: 4
Coding region: 1115-4102 (995 amino acids)
Source: RefSeq, a predicted model, not a curated record